This is a messenger RNA of Meriones unguiculatus (Mongolian gerbil), 1284 nucleotides long. RefSeq names its product 2-acylglycerol O-acyltransferase 2-like. NCBI's taxonomy places the organism in Eukaryota, Metazoa, Chordata, Mammalia, Rodentia, Muridae. Gene Ontology annotation, biological process: diacylglycerol biosynthetic process; triglyceride biosynthetic process. Gene Ontology annotation, molecular function: diacylglycerol O-acyltransferase activity. The record is from RefSeq and is a predicted model, not a curated record. Gene Ontology annotation, cellular component: endoplasmic reticulum membrane.
AUGUUUAAUUGCUGUACUUACCGGGGCGGCGGCUCUGUGCAGACCGGGAGCCGCCCUCGCUGUGGGCCGGGGAGGAGCUGGGCCCGGAGGCCGAGGCUCCCGGCCGCCCCCUCCUGCGGCCGCCGAGGCUCCCGUCCGUCUCGUCCUGCGGCCGCCGAGGCUCCCGGCCGCCCCCUCCUGCGGCCGCCGAGGCUCCCGGCCGCCCCCUCCUGCGGCCCAGCUGUGCCUGGCGGCGGUGGUCGCGGCCUCCCUGGGCCGGGCCUGGGCCCCGGUGGUCCUCUACCUGCUCUGGCUCUGGGGAGACAGGCACACGCCCCGGAGCGGCCGCCGGUCGGCCUGGGAGCCGGCGCGGGCCUGGCCGGGAAGGGGGCACUCUCCGCCUCUCCCCAGCUGGUGAAGACGGCCGAGCUGGACCCCACCCAGAACUACCUUUUCGGUUUCCGCCCCCACGGGCUGCUGGCCGUCGGGGCCUUCAGCAACUUCUGCCACGGGCUUCUCCCGCCUCUUCCCGGCCUCAGGCCGCACCUGCUGAUGCUGCCGUGCUGGUUCGAGAUCCCUCUCUUCCGGGACUACAUCAUGACCAGCGGUUUGGUCUCCUCGGACAAGGCCAGUGCCGCCUACCUGCUGUCCCGGCCCGAGGGGGGCCGGGGGGCCGUGGUGACUGUGGGGGCCCUGGAGGUUUUGGAGGCAAAGCCUGGGGCCUCAACUUUGCGGCUCCAGAACCAGAAAGGGUUCAUUAAGUUGUCACUGCAACACGGGGCCUCUCUCGUGCCCGUCUUCUCCUUCGGGGAGAAUGACCUCUUCCGGCUGCCGCCGGGCUCCUGGCUGCGGAGGGCGCAGGAGGGGCUGCAGAGGAGGCUGACCCUGUCCCUGCCGGUCUUCCACGGCCGCCUGGGCCUGCCCAUGCCCUUCCGCGCGCCCAUCCACACCGUGGUGGCCCCCAUCCCCGUGCAGCGCAGCCCGCGGCCCAGCCAGGAGCAGGUGGACCAGCUGCACCGGCUGUACGUGCAGCGGCUCACGCAGCUGUUCGAGGCGCACAAGACCCGCUAUGGCGUCCCUGCCGUCCAGCACCUUGUCCUCACCUAGGAGUGGCCGCUGGGCGGGGGAGUAAAGGCCGGACAGCAGGUGGCGUGUGCUCUGUGCUCUGUGCUCUGUGGUGUGUGGUGUGUGCUCUGUGGUCUGUGCUCUGUGCUCUGUGGUGUGUGAUGUGUUGAUGUGUGUUGGUGUGUAUGGUGUGUUGGUGUGUGGUAUGUUGAUGUGAUGUGUAUUGAGUGUUGAUGUGUU